Messenger RNA from Dimorphilus gyrociliatus, 1730 nucleotides. Lineage: Eukaryota; Metazoa; Annelida; Polychaeta; Dinophilidae. The record is from the annotation of a GenBank genome assembly.
CGGAUAAUAUAAAAGAAAAUAGUGUAUUUUCUAUUCAUCAUUACAAAAUGAAAGUCAUCUUUUUUCUAACAUUUUCUCUAUCAUUGCUUGUUUUAAAGGUAAAUUCAAAUAGUACAAAAUUAGCAAUAUUUUCACCUGUAAAUAAUGAAACAUGUUCUAAAUUGGCCUAUAAAAUUUUAAAUUUUAUUUUCAAUGAAUUACCUUUUGCUAUGGACAAACAAACUUAUGAAAUGACAAUUGCGUCUAUUUCAUUUAUUAUUGAUUUUGACUUGUUAAAAGACCAUGAGGAAUUAUCUGAAGCUGUUUGUACAAUUCUUAACGCCAAGACGUUGUUUGAGAUGUGUCAGGGAAUUAGAAAAUAUUUCAUUGGUAGUAAAUCCGUCAUUGAAUUGUCUUUCAUGUUUGAGAGGCAACAUGCCGCUUUCGAACAAUAUCUAGCCACUAACUAUUAUUUAAAACAUGUUAGAGAGCUGAAAGAUUUCUUCAAAUAUUUUAGUGAAUAUUUCGUUGGAAAAAACCCUUUUAAUAUGGCGGGAAGUGAUGAGGAAAUUGAUAAACUUGUAAGUGGAAUGUCUCCAAUAGAAGAUGACGAGGAUGUCGUUAACGUAGCUAGUGGAGGGAAGCCUUUGAGGGAAGAAGAUGAGAAAAUUGCUAGACUAGUCAAUGCAAUGUCUUCAAAACAUGGCUCUGAUUGGUUGUAUAAUCUACACGAAUCUCAUAUAUUUUCUUAUCUUUUUCAAACAAACAAUCAAUUGGAAGAUAAUGAACGAAUUAGAUAUAUUGCUAGAGCAAUAAUAGAAAAAUGUCCUAAAAAUUUGUCAAUAUCUCGUCAAAGUCUGGAAAACUUCAUUAUUGCAGCAUAUAGUGUGCUAGAAAAUCGAGCAGAUAUAAACAAAGUAGUGGAAGCUUACGAACAUGGCUUCGAAAUAGCUGAGUACUUCAGUAAAGCUGACAUCUUUAACAGACCAAAAUGUAAUAAUGUUGGAACUGUCGAAAAAAUAAUUACAUUCCUAACUGAGCAUAAAAAUGAGGUAUUGAAACUACUACCGGAAAUAAAAGAAUUGCGAGUAGAAUUAGAAAGGCCUACUAGUGGUUUAAAAUUGGUUGUUUGCAAUAUAAUCAAUUCCAAAGACUUAACAGAAUUCAACAAUAGAAUAGCAAUGUAUACUUUUACGCCUAAAUUGACUAUUGAAAAAUAUGAAAGCCUAGUAGCGUCUCUUCUUCUCCUUCCUUCAGAGUUCUAUUACAAAUCAAUAGAGAUUGGCAAAGAUUUCUUAUUGAAAAAUGGUCUCUUUAACAAUUCACCUUCAAAUCUGAUCAAGAUUGGUCAACAGCUGACGGAUAUUUAUAACGAUUUGGAAAAUAUAGGCCUAGUCAACCUGAUAAAGCAACUUCAGAAAACGUGUAAUAGCACAAAAUAUAAAAUAUAAAAACCUAUUGCAUUGAGGCUAAUGUAGUUUUGUUUAUUUAAAACCAAAUUCGAAUAGUUUUAUUUUGCUUUUUAAAUAUUAAUUUUUUUACCAGAAACUUGAGCUCUAGAUGCUUUGUUGUACAUUCAUUGUAUUUCUGUUGGGUAUAUUCAAUUGGAUGACCACCUGUCUUUGUAUGAUGUAUUAGCAUAGUUUCUCCUAUUUAAAAGAGAGAACCAAUUAAGGUCAUCAUUAAUUAAGGGUUUUAGCAAUGAUAAAUUCACAAUAUUCACUACUGGAAGUCAAAAAGGCAAAGAAUUA